CUUUGGAUUUUUGUUGAUUUUUUUUUAAAAAAAAAUUUUAAUUAAUUUAUUUAUUAUUUUUUUUUGGGGGUGGGGGGGAGGAAAAGAGUUGAGAGUGUGUUGAUAUAUAUUUAGGCUAUAAAUUUCCUAGCUUGAUUAUCUGAUUGAUAGAGGAAAUACAUGGAUUUUGUCACAUGAGAUGCUUUUUGGAUGAAAAUGAUGUUUCUUCAAUUGUUAAAAACUACUGUUUUGGGUAGUUCAGAAUGAGCUUUCAUAUCAUUCUCUCAGACAUGGUGAUUGUCUUGUUGACGAAAGAAUCUUACUCAAUGCAAUUUAGGCAAGGAGCCCCUCUCUCUCUCUCUCUCUCUCUCUCUCUCGCUAUAGGGUGUUUUUAAUCAUUUGUGUUGUAAUUAUUGCCCAUUUCUUUUCUAAAAUACUCCAAUUUUUGUGGUAAAGGGAUGCCUGGCUUAAGUGUGUGUAAGAGAGAGAGAGUGGCAGUAGUAUGGUUUUUAUUGUUAAUUUGCCAGAAAUGAAAAAUUUUCAAACAAUAGAGCUACUGGCUUUAGUGUUUCUGACAAAAGUUAUGGGUUCCUCUCAACAGGUAAUUUUAAAAGGAAUAUGAGGAAUAAAUGUGGUCUACACCAGACCCUUUUCUAUAGUCACGUUCUUUUUGUUGCAGACCCAUUUCUUUCUUCUCUUGAAUCAUGGCUUUCUGGUACUGCAUAGCUGUAAGAUAACCUAUAGAGUUGGAAGACUAAAGUAACGGCUACUCUUAUAUCCCAGGACCAAAAUUGAAGGCUUUCUAGCUCCUAAUAACAGGGCUAGUAACCAUCUGCAAAUGAGCAAAGGUACUUUUAUCGAAGAAUCAACGGUUUCAGCCUUGUUUGAGUUAGCUUCAAGCAUGUACUAGAGACAAGUCACAACAAUUUAGUUCCUUUGCUGUAUUCCCUGCCCCCUUUGUCCCCCUUCAGAAGGAAAAAGAAAAUCCAGUUCAGCACGACUAUGACUGACUUUGGUUCUGAAAGAUCAAACCCAUGGAACAUAUAUACAAGUUCAGACCCAAGUCCAUCUCAAACAGGAGUGAAUCAGGAAGCUCCAUGGAAAAACUUUGGGACAUCCAUGAAUGCCAUUUCUUUUGGUUUUGUUGCAACAGCAAUCUUGAUAUCAAUGUUUCUUAUCAUGGCCAUAUUUGAACAUCUGUUCAGGCCAGGUCCUUCUUAUUCUUCACCUGCAAAUAUGGCCAAUGGUUCUCCUGAAUCCAGAGCAAUAGAGAAACUUGGCAGACAAGCAGUGACAACAUCAUAUGCAUCUGAUUUCUCAGUGUUGAUGCCAGGACAGAACUGUCCCACCUACAUUGCACAACCUGCUCCUCUCCCCUGCACGAGGGAAGGGGUUUAUUGGCCUCCCCAUGAACAUAAUUUUGUACUUCCAUAGUGUAUAUUAUACCUGCCCUGAAGCAUCACAAAGGCUCAAUGUAUAUUCACAGAAUGAUCAACUUUCAUCGAUUCAUUAGUUAUCUAAGUUUAGAUAUUGUAUCUGGAAACAUAUUCUUCCCCGGAAUUGACUAUCCUGUUAGGGUUUGGCAAACCAUGUGAGGAGUGUUAGUAAAGUCAGAUCUUUCUCCUCACGUCUA
Corylus avellana is the source of this 1612-nucleotide messenger RNA. The record is from RefSeq and is a predicted model, not a curated record. NCBI's taxonomy places the organism in Eukaryota, Viridiplantae, Streptophyta, Magnoliopsida, Fagales, Betulaceae.